This is a messenger RNA of Sordaria macrospora k-hell, 468 nucleotides long. RefSeq lists its product as uncharacterized. Lineage: Eukaryota; Fungi; Ascomycota; Sordariomycetes; Sordariales; Sordariaceae. The record is from RefSeq and is a predicted model, not a curated record.
AUGCUUGCCCCCAACAACAACUCAUUUGGCACUGGCUGUGACUCGCAAAAGCAGCCAACACCUCCCUUACAGCCAGGACACAUCCUCUCCAACGAGUCCGGCCCCAAAGCCGAGUCCAAGGCACAAGGCACCCAGAUCACAGAGGGCUUACAGCCCGAGGGGAAGAGGAAGACAUAUGCACAAAGGCAGGCAGAGUUCAGGGCAAAGCAUUUCCCAAACCUGAAGCCCCCGAAGCCAGACCAGGUAAAGAGCAUGUGGAACAAUCCGACAUACCAUUGCUGGAGCCUCGAGCUGUCUCCGCCCUCUCCUUCGCCUUCCCCGCCUCCCGGGCCAACUUCUGCAGCAUCAAUAUCAAGCCCCAGCACAGCAGCCUGCCAGCCUUCAAGCUCCGUACAGGAGACUUCGCCAUCCAAGGACGCCUCCAGCUCCCUCGUCAAGAACAUCCCAGGGACGCCGCUGAAGAAGUAG